CAGCAGCAGCAGUGGAGGAGGAGAGCAGCUCAGCAAAACCAACCUUUACAUUCGUGGCCUUCCCCCAGGAACCACAGACCAGGAUCUGGUCAAACUCUGUCAGCCGUAUGGGAAAAUUGUGUCCACCAAGGCCAUCUUGGACAAGACAACCAAUAAAUGCAAAGGCUACGGCUUUGUGGACUUUGACAGUCCAGGCUCAGCUCAGAAAGCAGUCACAGCACUGAAGGCUGGUGGAGUGCAGGCUCAGAUGGCCAAGCAACAGGAGCAGGACCCCACCAACUUGUACAUCUCCAACCUUCCUAUGUCCAUGGACGAACAGGAGCUGGAGAACAUGCUGAAGCCCUUCAGUCAGGCUAUUUCCACUCGUAUCCUCCGUGACGCCAACGGGACCAGUCGAGGAGUUGGCUUUGCCAGGAUGGAGUCAACAGAGAAAUGUGAGGCUAUUAUUCAACACUUCAAUGGAAAAUAUAUUAAAACUCCCGCUGGAGUUCCAGCGCCAUCAGAGCCCUUGCUGUGUAAAUUUGCUGAUGGAGGUCAGAAGAAGCGUCAGAGUCAAGGGAAACAUCUGCAGAACGGGCGAGCCUGGACACGAGAUGGAGAAGCUGGAGGACUCACCCUCACCUAUGACCCCACCACAGCCUUACAGAACGGGUUCUUCUCUCCUUAUAACAUGGCCCCGAAUCGAAUGAUUGGACCGGCCUCCCUCUCCCCAUAUAUGCCUUCGCCUGUGUCCGCCUAUCAGCUACACAACCCAUCCUGGAUCCAUCAUCAGUCGUACAUAAUGCCGCCCACAGUGAGUGUUGGAGCCGUCCUCACGUCAGGGAUGGAGCACACAAUGUCCAUCCAGCCAUCCUCCAUGAUCGGACCCCUGACGCAGCAACUCAGUCACCUUUCCAUGGGCAGGAGUGGGACAUACAUGCCUGCAAACACGUCUCUGCAGGGGACCUACAUGCCCCCGUACCCACAAGUGCCUUCCGCCAACAUCUCAGUUGAGGAAAGUGCCGUCCAACAACCAGUUGCCAUAGAGACACCCACAGAACACUCGGCCUACUCCUACCAGCACAACAAGUGAGGAGUUGGGGUCAGAUCUUCCUCCGGAGACUGGAGUGAUGGUCGGGAGGCCUCACGUGUUGACAGCUGGGGAUGGGGUCAUGUGGGGGGCAUGAACUGCUUCACGUAAAAAAAAAAGAAGCAGAGAUGAAAACGAGGAUAUUUUCGGUGGACUCAUGUUUUAAAGCAAACCUUUUUUUUCACUCCAAGCAAGAUAAGCUGGAGGAUAGUGGGGAAACAAGAACUGAACAAGGAAGAUUAACACACAGACACCACACACACACACACACACAAACACACACACACACACACACACAC
Austrofundulus limnaeus is the source of this 1368-nucleotide messenger RNA. It is a transcript of the gene rbms2b, whose product is annotated as RNA binding motif, single stranded interacting protein 2b. Gene Ontology annotation, cellular component: ribonucleoprotein complex. Gene Ontology annotation, molecular function: RNA binding. The record is from RefSeq and is a predicted model, not a curated record. NCBI's taxonomy places the organism in Eukaryota, Metazoa, Chordata, Actinopteri, Cyprinodontiformes, Rivulidae.